Spodoptera littoralis (African cotton leafworm) is the source of this 355-nucleotide messenger RNA. The record is from the annotation of a GenBank genome assembly. Lineage: Eukaryota; Metazoa; Arthropoda; Insecta; Lepidoptera; Noctuidae.
GUGUCUUUAUAAACAGUAUGUUGUUUGUGUACGUGUCAACUUUUUCUAUCAAUAUUAAAUGUAUGUUAUUAUUUGUACGGAUCACCUAGUGGUAAGCAAUUGGCGUUGUCCAUGGACACCUGGAACACCAGGGCGUUACAAGUACGUUACCGGCCUUUUGAGAAUUGGGAAUUUGAGGAUUGUGGAGGAUUCGGGGAUUGGGGAGACUGGGGAUGGGGGUAAUUGGGCCUCCGGUAACCUCAGUUGCACGACGAAACACAACUCAAGUGUUGCUUCACGUCUGUUUUCUGUGAGGCCGUGGUAUCACUCCUGUCGAGCCCGCCCAUUCGUGCCGAAGCAUAUCUCUCAGACUUAA